UUGGUUUUGGCAGACCUGGAGCAGCAACCGACAUUUUCUGCGUUGUCAUACGUCUGGGGCACAACGGCGGACGAGCCAUACACCAUCAUCUGCGACGAUAUCGUCCUCCCAAUUACCAAAAAUUGCCACUCACCUCUAGUCCAUCUAAGACGGAAAGCUGGUGCAAUCACUAUCUGGAUCGACGCGAUUUGCAUCAAUCAAAGGACGACAGGGAGAAAGAACAGCAGGUACCGCUCAUGGGGGAUAUCUAUUCUGGUGCCCACGAGGUCUAUGUUGGCUUGGAGAAGGAGACGCGUCUACAGAUAG
This is a messenger RNA of Mytilinidion resinicola, 306 nucleotides long. RefSeq lists its product as uncharacterized. The annotation marks the transcript as partial. Lineage: Eukaryota; Fungi; Ascomycota; Dothideomycetes; Mytilinidiales; Mytilinidiaceae. The transcript has a single exon. The record is from RefSeq and is a predicted model, not a curated record.